This is a messenger RNA of Tigriopus californicus, 1447 nucleotides long. RefSeq lists its product as uncharacterized. The coding region runs from base 275 to 1411 and encodes 378 amino acids. The record is from RefSeq and is a predicted model, not a curated record. The transcript has 2 exons. Lineage: Eukaryota; Metazoa; Arthropoda; Copepoda; Harpacticoida; Harpacticidae.
GUGAAUUUAGAAAAUGUAAAAUUUGCCAUCUUACGAAAAGUUAUAAAGCAAUUAAACGCGUUAAAGUUACAACUUGUGAAUCAUUAUGGAAUGCGAAUAGAUUACAUCCUGAUAGCUAUAUCAAGCAUGGGUUCGGAUUCCUACCAUAUUACGCACAUAAAACUCUAAUUCGUCGCGUCUUGAUAUGAUCAAAUGAUAAGCACUCGCAAUCAGACUCAGUCACUCUCGGUUCGCAAGAUCAAUCGGUCUCUCCUCUUGAAGUGCUAGUAAAAACAUGCAUUCGGUGACUUUAUGCGGUUUAAUUGUGUUGCUAUGUGUUGGUGCAGAAAUGGUUACCGACAAAGUAUUGUUAAGGGUUGGGGAGUCGAGUUUGCUGAAAUGCGGGGGAAAUUAUACUUGGGAGGGCUGUACGUGGAAGUUUAAAAAUCGAACUUGCAGCCUAACGGUUGAAAACAAGUCACACUCAUGCAACAUAAUAAAUGGAUCCAAAAUAAUGAUCGUUAAGGAAAGUGAUAGUGAAUGUUCCCUAAAAAUCGAAAAUGUUUCCUCAAAUCACGUGGGAAUGUGGGAGUGCUCGAAAAUUUUCCAAAUCCGCAACGCAGAACCACAAGUGCAAUGCCACACCGAGGUUCAUGUCAUCCAAAGAGCACAUUUGGAAGUGAGUGUGUCGCCGUUGGGGUCAAGCAACCCUCGUGUUGCUAGAUGCCGUGUUCUCACAGACACGACCCAACUUGAUGUCAAAGUCACGGGUUAUGUGGGACCAUCAAGAAACAUCUCGUCAUCUGAUCGCGAAUUAGUACAAUAUCCUGGCUGUGUCAAAAACGAUAGCGUGGAAGUAUUGUUUGCAUUGCCCCCUAGCAUCACCUAUGGCUCAAACGUGGUUGAUUUCAAAUGUAGGGCUAAUCAAGUAUUUACAAACGGAACCAUGGUCUUUUCUACCGAAGCCUUUGAAACAUUCCACAAUUAUUUACCCCCUAAACUUCAUGAUCGUAAGCAUGUAUUCAGCUACCAAAAAGGCGAGGAUUUGAACAUCACGUUUAGGUUUGAAGCCUCUCCCCCACCCAAGGAUGACGAAGUGAACUGGAAGUGUGUGAAGUCAGAUGAGCACGAGGAAAAUUUUAUCCAGACUUAUGGUUCAGACUUUGUGAAGGAAAGUGUUCGUUACGCGUUUCCUAAUGGGUCAGCAUCCUUGAUCAUCAAGUCUGUGCCGCCAGCGAGUUGUAAAUUGUUUCACUUCAUCGUGAAAAACUCUGAAGGACAGCUCAGACAUUCUUUUGUAAUUCUGACGAAGGACACCCUAUCACCGUCAACAGCAACAAAAGAUACAGAGAGAUUGCUUAAUUCAGCUCACGCUUGGGGCCUCUCAUGGUUUAUUUUGGGGCUUUCGUUUUUGUGCCUUAAACAGUUUUGACGAGGUACUGUUAUCAAUAAAGAUUAUUUGGUUUGA